AGCAAUAUAUACAAUGUAUUCUGAUGAUCACCUGUCUUGACAAUAAACAUACGUUAUUGUGAUAACGGACUCGGAGGAAGAUUUGAAUAGCAACAAAAGACAUGGAUUCCUCUAAGUUGUUUAUGAUUGCACUAGUCCUAAAUAUAUGUGCACUGGUCUUCCAAAUUAUUGGCGUAGCGCCACCAUAUUGGGCUUACAUUGAAUUCGGUACUUCCAAGGUGUAUUCCGGUUUGUGGACGCAAUGUACGGAAGUCCUGGGAACAACAUCAUGCUCCGACGUAGCGUAUAGUGAAGGUUGGUUUGAACUUGUGCGAGCUUUUAGCAUUCUGGGUCUUCUUUUGUUGAUUGUUGCUGUUGUCAUGACCGUUCUUAAACUGUUUGUCAUGAAAGACAAGAAACCAGUCCUGUUUGUCGGUAUAGGAACAUCAUUUGCCGGCGGUUUCUUAAUUUUCAUAGCAAUAACAGUUUACGCCGCGGAUUUGAACGACCUGCUGUCUAAUUUAACAUUCACUUUUCAUUUCGCGUUUGCCUUCAGCAUCCUUGCGAUGAUAAUGGCAUUCGCAGGAGGAGCAAUUCUAUUACUCGGAAUGAUAAAAGAAUGAAAUUUAUUUGUUAAAACCGUAAAAAAUGAUUCAAUUCUUUUUUAAAUUGUUUAUGAAACAAAUCAAAUAUUAUUCGUAACUGUUCAGUAAUAAACCUGAUUUUAUUAAUAAACUAACUGAUGUGAAAUUUACAUUUUCAAUAAAUUCCUCUAAUUAACGCUUAUUCAGGUAUUUUCUAGUAACUUUUUUCAAUGGUUUGAUUACAAUGACAAAGAUCAAAAUGCACACUCAUUUCAAAUCGCACUCUUCAAUUGUUCUCGUUAUUAAUUUUAAACAAGAUUUGUCUUUGGUACAUUGUGAUUUUUGUACAUGCAUUUGUAUUCAUAUCGUGCAAAUCAUAAAACCUUUUGAUAUUUCAUAGCAGAUAAACAAAUUGGUUCAUUGACAAACAUUAAUAAAGCCUGCCUGAUGCAUUCUUUUA
Molecule: messenger RNA, 1023 nt
Organism: Magallana angulata
Lineage: Eukaryota; Metazoa; Mollusca; Bivalvia; Ostreida; Ostreidae
Exons: 4
Coding region: 102-602 (166 amino acids)
Cellular component (GO): membrane
Source: RefSeq, a predicted model, not a curated record